This is a messenger RNA of Podarcis muralis (Common wall lizard), 1581 nucleotides long. RefSeq names its product ER membrane protein complex subunit 8 (gene EMC8). The record is from RefSeq and is a predicted model, not a curated record. NCBI's taxonomy places the organism in Eukaryota, Metazoa, Chordata, Lepidosauria, Squamata, Lacertidae. Gene Ontology annotation, cellular component: EMC complex.
CCUUUCGCGACACUUUUGCGCCGCUCCCCCUCCUCCCCGUUCCCAGCUUUACGGCCGGUGCUUGGCGGCGGGCCCGUGGAGCCGGAAGCGGGCAGCGGCGGUGGUCGUGAGGGAGACCGGAGCUGCCCCUGCCGAGCGGGGCCACAUGAGGAGGAGGAAACAGCAGCGGCGACGGCUGUGCUGACUGAGGCGGGGGCCCGGCCAAGAUGAAGCUGAGCACGCAGGCCUACUGCAAGAUGGUGCUCCACGGCGCCAAGUACCCGCACUGCGCCGUCAACGGGCUCCUGGUGGCCGAGAAGCAGCCGCAGCACCACCAGCAGCAGCGAGGCCGGGAGAGGGAGCCGACGGGGCCUCACCUGCCGGCGCACGCGCUCUUCGUGGACUGCAUCCCGCUCUUCCAUGGCAGCCUUGCCCUGGCGCCCAUGCUGGAGGUGGCGCUCACACUGAUUGAUUCAUGGUGCAAAGAGAAUAGCUAUGUAAUAGCCGGGUACUAUCAAGCUAAUGAACGUCUGAAAGAUGCCAGUCCAAACCAGGUUGCUGAAAAGGUUGCCUCCAGGAUUGCAGAAGGCUUCAAUGACACAGCCCUCAUAAUGGUGGAUAAUAGUAAAUUUACAAUGGAGUGCAUAGAACCGACUGUUCAUGUGUACGAACAUCACGAAAACAAAUGGAGAUGCAAAGACCCGCACUUUGAUUACUGUGAAGACUGGUCAGAAGCCCAGAGGAUCUCUGCCUCACUUCUGGACAGCCGGUCCUAUGAAACACUAGUAGAUUUUGAUAAUCAUUUGGAUGACAUCCGGAAUGAUUGGACAAAUCCAGAGAUUAAUAAAGCUGUCCUGCACCUCUGCUAGGGAGUCUCCCAUUGACUUGAUUUGUUGGCAUUUCCACUGUGCUGAAGAAGAAACAAAAGGGGGAGAUGAAUACUUUUUGAAUGUAAAUAAAGUACUAAAACGGUUCCUUCAAGUGAUGUGGAAAGCCAAUGAGUGAGACACAUCACUUGGGAGAGAGAGAAAAAAAGGAUGUGUCACUAUGCAGUCAAAUCUUUUUAAUGAGAAUCCUUGAGGUUCCAACCGUAGUUUGCAGAUUCCUCUGUGGACUCUUCUCCUCCUCGGCAUAAUACGUUGCUAUAAUUCUCCAGCCGGGAACUAGAUCCACUUAUCCAAGCUAUUCAUAUUAAAAAGUUUUGACUAACCUUUUAUAACCUUUAGAGAGUAAUUUUUAAAAGAUUUAAGAUUUAUGAAAUAUCUUCCAGAGAGUUAAUUGCUAGUUUUAUUUUUUAAAGAAUCAAAUCUAUAACUAUAAGUGAAAAUACGUGGCCAGUUUGAGAGCUGUUGUUCUAAGUGCUAACUGCUGGGUGUUGUGUGCCACCGUACUUGUUGCUAUGACAUGCUGCACAGGAAGAAAACAAUAGCUUGACAAGCAAUAUACCCACCAGAUGCUGCCAAGUUUCUCUGUCGUUCUGAGAAUGCUGCAAUUUUUCUGCCUAUCAGACUCAAAUGUAAUGAGCCUGGUCGUUUUUCACCAUGAGUGGUUUGCCCAUUCCAAGGGCUCGUUGUGUCUUGAAGUGGUUAAAAAAAAAAAAAA